Impatiens glandulifera is the source of this 864-nucleotide messenger RNA. Its product is annotated as 13S globulin basic chain-like. The record is from RefSeq and is a predicted model, not a curated record. Bases 1 to 864 code for a protein of 287 amino acids. Lineage: Eukaryota; Viridiplantae; Streptophyta; Magnoliopsida; Ericales; Balsaminaceae. Gene Ontology annotation, molecular function: nutrient reservoir activity. The transcript is spliced from 3 exons.
AUGUCACCUUUUAGGUUGUCGAUAUUAGAAAGUGAACUGUCUGAGUUGUGGACAAAUACGUUCUUUGCGACGAAGGGUCUGACGGUAUGGGUGUUAACGAGGAAGGCACCGACGGAAAGGAUCCCCGAGGAGAAUCAGGGAAUCGAUAACCAAUUUUUAGCUGAUCUAUUCAACGUGGAUCUUGACACCGCGAGUAAGCUAGGCGGAGAGAACGACAACAGAGGUCAUAUCGUCCGAGUGGAGAAAAACUUCGAGGUGGUGUGCCCUAAGUACCAAGGAGAAGAACAAGAAAGAAGAAAAGACAAUGGCAUGGAAGAAACCAUUUGCACCAUGAAGAUGAGGCAAAACAUCAAUAAUCCCGCUCUUGCUGACGUGUACAACCCACGAGGCGGACACAUCACCACUUUCAAUUCUCAUAGUUUCCCAAUUCUCAACUCGGUUCGGCUCAGCGCUGAGAGAGUCGUUCUCUACCGGAACGCGAUCUUGGCUCCACACUGGACAAUGAACGCUCACAGCAUGAUCUACAUCCUCCGAGGAAGCGGUAGAAUACAAAUUGUGGGAAGCAAGGGAACCGUGUUCGAUGAAAACGUUCAAGAAGGACAGAUAGUUGUCGUGCCACAAAACUUUGCAUCGAUCAAGAAGGCUAGCGAUGACGGUUUGGAAUGGAUCGCUUUCAAGACGAGCGCGAAUGCAAUAAGCAGCCCAUUAACUGGGAGGUUGUCGGUCUUCCGAGGGAUGCCAGUGGAAGUGCUGAUGAACUCAUAUGGAAUCUCGAGGGAGGAAGCGAGGAACUUGAAAUUCAACCAAAGGGAGGUGAAGGUGUUUGGACCUGGAUCUAAAUCAUCAAGAUCAGACAGGGAUUAG